Molecule: messenger RNA, 4819 nt
Organism: Serinus canaria (Common canary)
Lineage: Eukaryota; Metazoa; Chordata; Aves; Passeriformes; Fringillidae
Gene: FYB1
Product: FYN binding protein 1
Exons: 19
Coding region: 248-2776 (842 amino acids)
Biological process (GO): protein localization to plasma membrane; integrin-mediated signaling pathway; T cell receptor signaling pathway
Cellular component (GO): plasma membrane
Molecular function (GO): protein binding; lipid binding
Source: RefSeq, a predicted model, not a curated record
UGCUUCUGGUUUGGUUCCCUUUUUCUCCAGCACUUCUUGCCUAAUAUCCUGUGGAGAGCAGUUACUGUUCAUGAUAAUGAAACCCACAAGUGUAUCUUGUGAGAAGCAGAACUCCUGUUUAGCAAAUAGAAAAGGCUGUUGUUACACCCGAGGAUUGUCGCAUUGAGGGAGCCAGUUUUACUGCUUGUUCCAAAAUAUUGGAGAGCUUUGGGAUAUCCAGUAUCAGAAGCCACGGGUAAAGUUUCUCAUGGAGAAAUAUGUGAGAUGUAGCAGAAGCACAGAGGAUCCUUCAAACAGUCAACCUAGAAAAAUCCCAAGAGUAGAUAUCCCCAAAGGAAUGCAGAAAAGGAAAGCAGCACUUGAGAAAUUGGCAAAUAAAGGAUAUACUGCGUUUUGUCCAGGACCCAGUACUGUUGACAAACCUGCUCAGCCUAAGCCUCCUCUGGCAGUCAAGCCUUCAAGUGAUGAUAAACCAGAGAAAGAUCCAAACCCACCACAUUUGAAACCAGUGGCACAAAGGUUUGGUAUUCAGCUUCAGCCCACUAACAAAGGAAAUGAAGAAAAAGCUGGAUGCGCUAAACUCUCUAUCAAAACCUGUGACCUAUCAAAAGAGGACCCAAAGCCUUUGAAUCCAAAACCUGCAUGGAACAAGUUCCUUGGUCCUCCUGAUAAAGAAAAAAAUCCUCUGGGACCAAAACCUAAUUUAAAUUUACCAUCACAGGAGAAUGAGAGAAAAUCGGAAUUCUCAAAAGUAGCUGCAGUUAAGGAAAAAUUAAGGUCUGCAAAACAAGAAAAUGAGCCCAAGCCUUCUGUUUCUAAACCACCUCUUGCACAGAAACCUUCUCUAAACAAUGAGGUAUCUCAGAAUGAAGACACUUCUAAUAAAAGUGAUUCUCUGAAAAGACAGUGUAGACCUAGAACAAAUAUACAUGCACACCAAGAAGCAAAAGAAAUGGGUGAAAAUAAUAACUCUGCUGCAGAAGAUCCAGGCAGUAAUUUUCCUAAAAUAGCUCUGAAGCCUACUGGCCACAAGUUCAGCUUAUCAAAAGGAAUCCCCAAAACUGUGGCAGAAAACACUGAAGAAAAGGGAAUGAGUGCUGCCAAGAACAUCUUCCUCAACAAAAUGACCCAGGAGGAAUCAGGUUCUUCUCAUAAAUUCCAUAAGAUGAAUACGGCGCUUGCUGAAGGAAGACCAUCAGGUGAACCACAAGAGGAUGAGAACAGGAGUGCUAGAAUACCCAAGAGGAAAAUCUUGCCCCCAGUGUUCAAUCUGGGCCAGCCCCCAAAAAAGCCCAGCAGACCCCCCACUGUGCACCUUGAAAAGUUCCAGAAGAGCCACCAAAAAAACAGUCCUAAAAAUGAAGGUUUGAAACAGAAGACAUCUUCCUCGACAGCACUUGCCCCACCAAUACCUCCAUCACACACUGCUGUGGCACCUCCUCCACCAGCCUUUCACCCAUCCCUGCAGGUGCCAGCAGCUCCCAGUCUGCCUCCCAGAAACAUCAAGCCCAGGUCUGAAACAAAAAUCCUAGAAAAUGAAGAAAAUUAUGAUGAUGUUGAAUUUGUUUCACAGGGUCAUGGAAAUACACAGAGGGGUCAAGAAAGUGAUGAGGAGAUGUAUGAAGACAUUAAUGACAUCAGAUCAACAAGGGGAAAAGAGAAGAAGUGGGACAAAGAAGAUAAGAGGAGAAUGGAUCAAGAGAAGAAAGAACAAAUGGAAAAAGAAAAGAAAGAGCAUGAGCUGAGGAAAAAGUUCAAAUUAACAGGACCCAUUGAAGUCCUUCAUCAGGCACAAGCUUGCGUUGACCACAAGGGAAGGAGGGAUGAACUGACUGUCAAACAGGGGGAUAAGAUUGAAAUCAUUCGCCUCACAAACAACCCAGAAGGAAAGUGGCUGGGCAGGGUAAAAGGACACUAUGGAUAUAUUAAAACAACCAUGGUGGAGAUUGACUAUCAUUCUUUAAAAAGAAAGCAAAACCUGUCCACCAGAGCUGCUGUGAAACAUACAGAGAGUGACCAAGAAACAUAUGAUGAUGUUGGAGAGCAGGACACUGCUAGCAGUCAAAGUGGUGACCAAGGUGGAGAUGGAAACAUGUUCCCACCUCCUCCUUCUGAUCAAGACAUUUAUGAUGGAAUUGAUGAUGAAGAUGCUAUAGCUAGGUCUGUAUCACAGGAUGAAGAUAAGAAUGGUAUCUGGCCCUGGGGAAUCUUGAAGAGACUAAAGGUCAAAGAUGGCAAAAAGAAAAGUGUACGAGAAAAAACAGCCAAAGUCAAUGAGGCAGAAGAAAAUGAAAAUUUGUUCACGUCUUCUUCAACAAAGCAGUCUGGAAAAGAUUAUGGAGACAAUGUUUAUGAUGACGUAGAUUCUUCAGACUUCCCAGCUCCACCACCUGAGUCCAGUUCAUCAAAAUCAGGAAGCCUUGAAAAACCUAAGUCAGACGAAAAAGAUGCACAAAAGCUCAAGAAGAUGGAAAAAGAAGAGAAAGAGUUCAGAAGAAAGUUCAAAUUUGAUGGUGAAAUAAAAGUUCUUUACUCUACAACCACAGUCCAGGAUUUAUCACAGAAAAGAUGGCACUAUAAAGACUUGCAAAUUAAACCAGGGGAAUCUCUUGACAUUAUUGAAAGUACAGAUGAUACCAAGGUCCUCUGCAGGAAUGAAGAAGGAAAAUAUGGCUAUGUUCUGAGAAGCAAUUUAGUUCAUAAUGAUGGAGACAUUUAUGACGAUAUUGGUGAUGAUUGCAUCUAUGAUAAUGACGCUGAUGCUGCAUGCUAUUGAAAUAACAACUUCAUUGAAGAUCAAACUCUAGUUUGGAAUCCCACUUGUGAAAGCAAUAAGAGUCACAACUGCUGAUUGCAAGUUAAUUGGUGUCUCUUUUAAAUGGUGUCUCUUUUAAAAUUAACAUUUUUUGGGAUUUCAGCUUUUGUCCUCCAAUGCUUAUUAUUCCCAUUUAUCUGAGCAUUUAAAAUUGAGGGAAUAUAAGCAAAAGUUAGGGUUAUAAUUUUUCACUUCCUUUCCACAUGUCUUACAGCCCAUGUAGAAACACAUUCUUAGUUAUCUAUUCCCAGAGGCCAGUUCACAUCUGUGAAAGGUCUAGAGGACAAUAGUCCCUGGCAACAGGUUUUACUCUGGCUUUCACCUAUUAAGCACCAAAGACAGCCACUCUGAGUAGAACAGUAUUCUGAAAAAAAAAAAAAAAAAAAAAGGUGAUAACAUCCUGUUAUGAGUGGGCCUCAGAAAAGACAAUACACCACUGACCUGCCAUUCCACCUCCAAUAGUGUUAGCUACACUGACAUAUGCAGUCAUGUUCCAUUAUUUCAAAAGUAUAUUUUUCCAUGUUGUACUAAUUAUAGAAUAUAAUUCUCCAAGAUUUAUCUGAAGUCUACUUUAGAGUAUAGUGGUCUACUUUAUGCUGUAGUAUUGCUCAAAAUAUACUCAGAACAUUUAGGUUAAGAUUUAAUUUCUGUUUAUUUUGAAGAUAAGUUGUCACUAUAGUAAUAUAGAUAUUAUAAGCUCCAAACUGAUGAUAAACUGUCUUCUAGACUAAAUAUAUAAGUAUAUUUAUCACUCUAUUUUGAGAAUGCCCUUUUUUUCAAAGUAUUGUAGUUUGCUACUAGAUUUGUCUAAGGAAGCGUACAGAACUCAAGUAUUUCCCUGCUUAUCCAUUGUAGAAUAACAUUUAUUCCGAAAGUUCCUUUUUGAUGCUGUUGUCUGAAUAACCAAGUUGCAAAUAGAAGCAAAGUGAACAGAUAACUCAUAAUGAUAAAUAUCACUUUACCCUUAUGUAUCAGAAGUCACUGGAAAUCAAAAGACAUCUACAGUAAGCUCCCAAUAAAGAGAGUGUGUGCAAAAAUUGGAACAUCUAUUGCUUUUGUUGUAGUGUAAAAUAAUCAAAAACCUGUAAUGACCAAUGUGUCUGGAUCAGUGGAAGCAGCUCCUUUUGAUGAACGAGUCCUAUACAAUGCAGAAGGGAAGUCAGGUACAUACACAUUGUGCAACAUGGCCAUUUUAGUUUAUAAACAUAAAAAAUGUUGGCUCUGUUAAGUCAGUGACUUUUGGUCUCACCUUCAGUGAAGAUGACAUUCCAUUUUCUGAAAGUGUCUUUUAUUGCUGCUUCAAAAUACAAUAAAUCUCAAAGGAGGCAUAAUGCAGUGGGGAUAUCAAACAUAAAAUUAAGAGAUAGUGGCUAUAAGCUAUUUAGUACUGUAUGUAAAAUCACUGAUAGUAUACUGAAAAGUUAUAUGCAACCUUUCUCUUUCUCUUUUCUAUUUCUCAUAUCUAUUUGCUAUUCAACCAGCAUCCAGGCAUCAAAUGACAAUUGUAUCUGUAAACAUCAGCUGCAGCACCCAAAUAGAAAACAUGACCAUGCAUAUUAAGUGCAAUGAAUAUGUGUGACUAUUUGACUGUCACUGCUAAUGGAUUAUUUAUUUUUUUAGUGGCACUCAAGAGGCUGUCUGCAUUAAAUUAAUGAUAUGCCAGAGAACUGAGUGGGCAUGCAGGUACCUAUACAACUGCAUAGCUCUUCCAUGUUCUUAGUGGUAAUGUGUGCAGACACUGCGAUUUUAUAUCAAUAAGACUGACUAAAUUGGUCAUAUGAUACAUUAAAUAAUGAAAAGAAAUAAAUAUAUUUAUAGCUAAAACUCUAUUCAUUGCAUGUUCAGAUUAAUUAUAAUGUGAUUGCUGCAGGGUGUCAAAAUGAACUUUUAAAGUAUUACUCAUUGAAAAACUACUGGCCUUGUAUCUUAACUUUUAGCAAUGAUGUUUUGUAUUUCUUCUGAAUAAAAGUACUUCUUCUGAAUAAACAUUUGCUUAACAAGAAA